AUGCGGGGCCUGGCGGCGGCCGCGCUCCUGCUCCUGCCGCUGCUGCUGCAGAGCGGCGCGGGCUGGCGCGGCGCGGGCAGGGCGAGGCGGAACGUGGACCCCGAGACCAGCAUGAACAUCAGUCAAAUUAUCACGUUCAGGGGAUAUCCUAGCGAGGAGUAUGAAGUGACAACAGAAGAUGGAUAUAUCCUUUCCAUGAACAGGAUUCCUUAUGGAAGAAAAGGUUAUGAGAGAAGCAAAGGUCCAAAGCCUGCUGUGUUUCUGCAGCAUGGUUUGCUUGCGGAUGGCAGUAACUGGAUCACAAACUUGGAUUACAACAGCCUGGGCUUUAUGCUGGCAGAUGCUGGCUAUGAUGUAUGGUUGGGAAAUAGCAGAGGGAACACCUGGUCCAGAAAACAUAUACACUUCACAGUGAAGCAAGAAGAAUUCUGGGUUUUCAGCUUUGAUGAAAUGGCUAAGUACGACAUUCCAGCCUUUGUGGACUUCAUUUUGAAGAAAACUGGCCAGGAACAAGUCUUCUACGUUGGCCAUUCGCAGGGCACCACAAUGGCUUUCAUUGCAUUUUCAACGUUACCAAACCUGGCUAAGAAAAUCAAAAUGUUCUUUGCCUUGGCACCUGUAGCUACGAUCAAGUUUGCUACGAGUCCUUUGGUAAAAUUGGGGGUAUUUCCUGAUCUGCUACUCAAGGAUAUGUUCGGAAAGAAACAAUUCCUUCCUCAGAAUUUUUUGCUGAAAUGGCUUGCUACGCAUGUUUGCACCCACAGACUUCUUGAUGACCUGUGUGGCAACAUAUUCUUUCUUCUAUGUGGUUUUAAUGAGAAAAACUUGAAUAUGAGCCGAGUGGAUGUGUAUUCAACACACUGUCCUGCAGGCACAUCUGUACAAAACAUGAUCCACUGGAGCCAGGCUGUGAGAUCUGGGGAGCUCAAAGCUUAUGACUGGGGAAGCAAGGCUGCAAAUAUGGCUCACUACAAUCAGUCUACUCCCCCUUUCUACAAAAUAAGAGAGAUGACUGUGCCAACUGCUGUGUGGACUGGUGGACAGGACUGGCUGGCAGACCCAAAGGAUGUUGCCAUGCUGCUCACUCAGAUCACAAACCUGGUUUACCACAAAAACAUUCCAGAAUGGGAACAUUUGGAUUUCAUCUGGGGUCUUGAUGCACCUUACCGCCUAUAUAAUGAAAUAAUGAAUCUGAUGAGAAAGUAUCUCUAAACCUGAUAGGUAUUUCAUGAGGGUUGAUCCAUCGGAAAUUCAUCUUUCCGAAACUUGUGCUUUUUUGGCAGUGAUGCUACCCUGUUUAUUUAUGAUGCAUUUUUAAAAUGCCAGCAAUGACUACUGAACUGGAUUCUCAUAUAUAUUUUUUUUCUCAGUAUUAUUGCUCUCUGCUGCAGAAAUCUUCAUUGUUUCCUGCUUAUUUUGCACACAGUGGCAUAAUGCUUAGAAAACACCAGUUUGUACAGAGAAAGCAUUUCCAAUGCUUACAUGGUUAGUGACAUGUCUAAAAGACAUGUAGUCCCUUCAGCACCUCAGGUGCUUGACAGUUCCAACACUUAGUAUUUUGCCAUGCAUAAAGCACUGUUGUUUUUCAGUAUAUUAUCAUUUCUAAGUACCUGUUAGAGGUACUCCUUGUACUGCAGGGAUCUCAUGUAGUGCCGGUACUUUAAAAAGCACUUAGCAACUUUUUUCUGUUAUUGUGUUGCUCACGUCAAACAAGCUAGCUACAUCUAAUGACUUUCUUUUUGAAUGUUGUCCAAACGAGUGUCAUGAAGCCAGACAGUAUCAACACUGAGAAUUGAAAUUUCUUCUUUUGGGAUUGAUUCACUACUGUAUUUUUCUUGAUCUCAAUGAUGUUCUUGAAGCCAUUCAUGUUUUGCAUACCAGCUAGGGAUGAGAAUUGUCUUUUGCCCUUGCAGAUUCCUCGAACAAAUAGUUAAAGGAAAUACCACUUUUUUUUGGUCAGGUCUGUCAAUAGGUUGUGAGUUUCAAAGAUGCACAUACUGAUGUUUUGUUAGCAGUGGUAAAAUGGUCACUGGAAAACAAGACUACUGGGGUAGGAAGGACCAAAGUAGCUAUUCUGUGACUCAGGCAGCUUCAUUUUUUUUUUUUUUUGGACUUCGCUCUUAAUCAGCUGCUGCUUUGAAAAAUCUUACUUCGUACAUACUUACAUGGUACUUGCCACCAGUGUGUUCAGAACUUGAAGACACCUUGGGAAAGCUUGGCAGUAUUUGUCUGAAUUUCCGUUUCCCUCAGUUUUUCUCUUUAAUGAGGCUAAGCCCCCCCACUUAGCGGAGGGGGGAGGAUUUACUUCUGCUUUAGGGUCUGACUUCAGGGCUGUCACUGUCUCUGGCAUAGGUGCCUUGCUCUUCUCAGUGACCGUGUGGAACAUUUUGGCUCCUCUGGACUGCAUGUGAGUUCACAAGCCAAAUGUAGCUGAAUAAAGACUCUCCAAAGCAAGUUAUCUUAGUUCAAAUAAUAAUUUCUGUGCCAAAGUUGCAGACUUUGAUCUGUUCAACACAGAUCUCUGUCCAUACAAUCCUAACAGGAGGAACAGUCUUUUCCACAUGACGUGACAAAUAC
Nothoprocta perdicaria is the source of this 2577-nucleotide messenger RNA. RefSeq names its product lipase A, lysosomal acid type (gene LIPA). Gene Ontology annotation, molecular function: hydrolase activity, acting on ester bonds. The transcript has 9 exons. Bases 1 to 1212 code for a protein of 403 amino acids. Lineage: Eukaryota; Metazoa; Chordata; Aves; Tinamiformes; Tinamidae. The record is from RefSeq and is a predicted model, not a curated record.